This is a messenger RNA of Cynara cardunculus var. scolymus (artichoke), 438 nucleotides long. RefSeq names its product protein FAM133B-like. The coding region runs from base 1 to 438 and encodes 145 amino acids. The record is from RefSeq and is a predicted model, not a curated record. The transcript has a single exon. NCBI's taxonomy places the organism in Eukaryota, Viridiplantae, Streptophyta, Magnoliopsida, Asterales, Asteraceae.
AUGUUUGCUAAUAAUAUUAGAUACAACAAACAGCUAUCUGAUAUUGACAUACAUGAAAUUUAUGAAAUUCUGAAGCAGAAUGAACAAGAUGUUUUAGAGAUCCGCAAAUCAAAGAAGAAGGAAAAAGAAAUAUCUGAUCCUUUAGCUCUUGUUAHUGAGAAGAAGGAAAAGAAGUAUAAAGGCAAAUCUGGGAAAAAGAUUGUAGAAGUUAGUUCAUCAAGUGACACUGAGGAAGAAGAUAGUGAYAGCUCAGAUUCUGAUUCUGAAGUAAAACAAGCUAUGGCCAUGCUGACCAAAGCUUUCAAGAAGUACAAGUUUGUCAAACGGCCACACUCAAACAAUCAACGAUUCUCAUCCGGAUCAAAGUAUGAUUAUAAAGACAAAUUCGGAGAGAAGAAGAAAUACGAAGAGAGAAGGUUUGAGAAGAAACACGAGUGA